AUUGGUUGGCCUUUUUAACAUGUCGUUUGAUUGGCUACAUGUCUCAACCCCGUACGUCAUACUAUUGAUCUACUAUAUUGUACAUCAUCGUCGACGAAGGCAGAAACAGGUUUGCGUCGCGGUCAUCGAGAUUAGAUUCAUAAGUUGUCGAAGUAUUCAAAUAGAGCAAUACCCGCCUGCGGGUUUCCAUCUGUUUCAUACACAUUUUCACGUAUUAUUGAUCCAAGAUAAACCUACCUCUAUAUAGUGUAGUAUCUACCUAGCUUUUUCUACUGCAAGUACCUUUUACGCUCAACCAACUUAUAAACUUAUAACUCGAUUAAAAAAUCAUCGAAAUGCCUCUAUUUUCUAGCCGCAGGCCUGAGGAAGAAGUCGUGGAGGAACCUGUCCCCGAGAAGACCGAGAAGAGACACUCGCACAGUCUCUUUGGUUCCCGUCACCGGUCACCUUCUCCUGCCACCACGCGUAGUAGCACAACCAAUAGCUCAAGGAACUCAGACAUUUCAUCGGCUUCGCGCCACCGAAGCGUGCUGCAACGUACCUUCGGACAUGGUAACACUACCAACCCGGACAUCGACCCGUCAAUCGUCCAGGCCCGCGAGCGUGUAAUGCAGGCCGAGACGGCUGAGCGGGAUGCCGAUAGAGCUUUAGAAUCAGCCCGCAUCCGCGUCCGCGAAGCUAGGGCCGAUGUUAAGCGACUAGAGCUGGAGGCUGUUGAGGAAGCCCGGCGGGCAAAGAUCAAGCAGUACCACGCCCGCGAAGUUUCGAAGCGGGGCAAACAACUUGGCCGUCAUGAUGUUUAAGCUACGACUUGAGCAUUAUAAACUCCUUGGGCAGUAAAGAAGAAUAUAUAACGAAACAUUAUGUUGGAAUUAAGAGCUUGGUUGUAUGAAAUGAUACCUAUUCAUAUCUGUAUUAUCACGACGUAAACGUUUCGCUGGCGCUGGAUGUCUGACGAGUGUAUUAUAUUACGAAGUACGAGCAGCCGGUUAUAAUUGAAUAUAUUAA
Molecule: messenger RNA, 1008 nt
Organism: Daldinia decipiens
Lineage: Eukaryota; Fungi; Ascomycota; Sordariomycetes; Xylariales; Hypoxylaceae
Exons: 3
Coding region: 336-803 (155 amino acids)
Source: RefSeq, a predicted model, not a curated record